CUCAUUGGAUAUGCAUUUUCUAAUCAUAAAUUAGCCUACCAUCUACGAAGACAGAAUGUCACAAGAUACGAGUUUGCCUCAGAAGCCCAGCUUGACAGGAGUGAGUACCGACAUGGACGAUGAUUGUCAUCAUCAUGGAAGUUACUUCUCGCUUGGCGGCAAUGAAAAGAGUGUUGUGGAAAUGCCGGCUUUACCAGCCUGGAUGAUCAACACCCCUAUGCACAGCAAGCUACCAGUAAUCGACGCACCGAAGGGCAAGUAUGUUCUCUUCACAACAGGACUUUGCGAGAAGCUUGACUGUUCAUCUAGCAGUUUGGAUUUCGACGCUAGUCCACAGACCAUCUCAGUCGAAUACAAAAGCCUACACGAUCCUCAUCUUAAGUGGCAUUACAAUAGCACUGCUGUCUAUAAACGCCUUGUCAAAAAUGGUUUCAUCACAUCUGACGGGAAGGUAAUAUGUACAUUAAAAGAAUUCAACGACUAUCACCAGUAUCUGAAGCAGAUCCGCCUCUCAAAGAUCAAACAGGAACGGAAACGCAUGUUGGAAGAAAAACAGAAAGAGAAAAGAAAGAUUGGAGUUAAGAAUAAAGAAAAUGAAAAUAUCCGGGACAUUCGAACUAGAAAUGCAAGAGAGAGGAAGAAGAAACAAGAAGAAGACAAAGAAGCUAGACUUAAUGAAAUGUUAAGUAUUGAGACAUUGAGGUUCAUCCGCCUAGAGGAAAAAAUUAGAUUGAAGCAAAAACAUCAGAAAACCUCGAUGAAAAUGGCUCAGGAGAGAAGGAAUGAAUUAAAGGCACAGCAAAUCAUAGAGGAAAAGAAGCGGAAAACUAAAUUUAUAAGAAAAAGAAGCAUUGAGGAUAAAAGAAGAUCAGAGAAACUGGAACGAAGUCAUUGCACAAAGCGGGAGGAGAGAGAGGCAAAGCUUGAGAAAAAAUGGAUCUUACGCGAACGGCUUCAUGAAAUGCGACUGCUCAGCGAAACAGAAGAAAGAAAGGCAAGACAACUCAUUAUGGCAAAAAAUAUAUCUGAAAGGGAAGCCUUGGUGGAACAAAUGAGGACUCGUCAAAGAGGCGUUUUUAAAAAGAUUCAAGAGGAUCGAGUAAAUCAAUUAAAAGCAAGAGAACAGCUGCUUUCAAAGGCUCUAGAUAUAAAGUUAAAAAAGAUACAGGAAAGGUUUCAGAAACGUAACCAAAAAGUACCCAGACCAAAAGCCGCAAACUCUUCACGUAGAUCUCGCUUUUCAAGUACUUGGAGUUUAGAAAGGACUCUUAAAUCACAUGACUUACAACCGUGUGACGAUUCGUGGAUUCAAAAACUGAAGGGUGUAAAAUGUGACGAAACAGCGGACGCAACUGAGCCGGAAGAUAUUCAACCAAUGGAGAGUCAUGGUAUAAUUUCAAAAACUUCCACACAGAGUUCUGUCAGCAGCACACGAGCAGAUAUUUCAGUAACUGAUGUUGAUUCUCGAAAAGCGUCUGUGACUGGCUUCUACACAGUAGCAACAGGAAUGACUGAGGAAUCUCCCAAACACCUACCUAAGAGUGUCGAUUCCAUAGCGAGAGGUCUUAUCUGCGACGUCCUGCAGACUGUAGCCGAAGAGGAAGGAUAUGACGGGUAUUAUCUUAGCCCACGAAUAUCACCAGCCGAAAGCGACAAUGACGUCGUUAACAGAUCUUUCGUCAGAGCAAAGACUACAGACGGUGGGUCAGAUGGAGAGGACGACUGGUACGCAGCGGCAAACAACAUCGUUGGCCAGGCUAUUGAUGGUGCCAUUGGGUUUCUUGAGAACAACCCUGAAUUGAUAGAAUCUUCACAGAGUGGGACCUUAUCCGCAGCUAGUGAAGCUCGAGAUAACAUCCGACGUCAGAGUAUAAUCUUGUCUUCUGUAAUCAAUAUGAUGGACGAUACUGGCUUAGAUCUCCAUUAUGUCUCAUCUUCAGAAGACAAUGCUACUGAUGAUGAGGAUGAGGGUGAUGAUGACGUCAUUGGUAUAAUUGACAAUACGGGAUCAUCUACAAAUGGAGACGGUGAUUGGCAGGUAGAGGACAGGCCAGAACAGUCUCCAGUUCCAUCAGCUAACAACACAUGUAGGCCUAUCGGUUCACGGCGAAGAUCGAUCAAUGAGGCCAUUCUGGCACCAGACACUCUUCGUGGGUUCCAUGAAUUAGAAGCCGAUCGAGCCACAUCAUCUCUGCAAGCUCUGCGAUUGGGAGGUAGUAUGAGGAGAUUGGCUAUUGAAGAACGAAGCAUACAAAGACGUCAUACAGUACCAGACAUUGUUCCAAUUUUUAAUGAUGUACAAUUGAAUAUUGACAAGAAUACCAUUGAUUCCAACUUGUGUGCAAUUUCCGUCAAACCGAACACAUUUAGUCAAGUGGCGCAUACACCAAUUGAAAGAAACUCUUUUCGUAACAUCUUUAAACCUGAUAUGACACUUUGUAAAGGCACGGCUGACGCUCUUAGGGGAGUUUUGACUCAGCAGCUAUCUCAACGCAGAGCGUCCCUUAGAAGUGGAGAUAUUGAACAUGCUUGUGAUGUCCUUGUUGAAAAUCCUGACGAAGAAUCUCAUCAUCAGGAAGACGUCGUUUCAGUUGAAGAAACUGGUGGGUUCUGUUAUUUGCCUAAACGGACACAUUAUCGACAUUCCAAAUUAGACGAGAUAUCCGAGAAAGUGACUGAAGAAGCAAUCGAAGAGGAAGACAAAACACAGGAAAUCAGUGACGAAGAACUAGAAAUAUUUGCCCAGCAAAUGGUUGCUGAUGUUUUAAACAAAUUGAAAAAUGAGGUAGCAAUGGCUAAUCAAACUGCAAGCAAUGAAGGUGAAAAUAAUUUUCAAUUUCGCUUCGGUGAUGAUGGUGUACGGCACACAAAUCACGAAGUUCACACUGAGGUCAUCAAUGGAACUGAUGAUAAGCCAGUUGUUGUUGUAACUACAGUGUCUGCACGCAAAAAUGUUAAUGAUGUUGAGUGGUAUGAAGAAUGGCUUCCUGGUCCAGAUGAUAUUCAGAAUAGAAAGUCUGUAGACAGCAGAACAUCUAAGAGGACCAAGUCAAGAGAACAUUCAACAAUAGCUCGAAGUAGCAAAAAAAAGAGAAAUACUUCAAGCACCAGCCGUCUCAGUAAACGAAGCACCAGUGCUAAAUCCUUUAAAGAAGCAUUGAGAAGCAACAGCAGUAAGACUCGUGUAGUGUCAUCGGAACCGAUUAAGGCUACUGCCUUGACUUCUGAUGAAUCAGGUUCUUCGGUCAAUUCACGGGUCAGACGAAGGUCGGAGAGCUUUAUUUCUCGGUUUGUGUCAUCCGUCAGAGAUUUUUUCACGUCUAGUAAACAUAAAGCUGAAGCGGAGGACGAUGAAAUAACUGUAUUAGGUGAUGCUUCUUCUGAUAUUCUUAAGGAUUGUAGAAUCAAAUCAGAGGAAAUCAUUGAGACCAUAAUUUGUGAUUCCAAAGAAGGGACGCCGUCCAUCCACAAUGAUUUUGAAAGUAUUCAUAGCGAGAAAGAUGCCAAAGAGUGUACCGAAGUUAAAUCUGAAUCUGCAUCAAAUGAACAGUCACGUAAACAAGAGGUCAAUGGCAUAUUGACGAAACAUCCGUCACAAGUUUCUGAACUUGGUGUCAAUAAACGAGCAUCUGAUUUUCCAAAGGUCGGACACAAGGAAGCAGUUGUAUCUGAGUCUGGCGCUGUGAAAAAUGGAACAAUGUCACCUGGAAAUAAUGAUCAAACACAGGAGCAAUCCGCCGACUCAAAACCGAAUUUGAACGACGACAGUCGAAUAAGCGAGUCCUCAAAAACCUCAUGUAUUUCUGUUGUCGGUACCAAAAAUGAAAUUACAACAGAGGAUGCCGAUGCAAUACGCAACGCACUACAGCCAAGCCAAAAUAUAGAGACCACUAAACCGUCGAAGACACCACCAUCUUCAUCAGCGAGACUGAAAGAAGAGGAAUGUAGUCAGGUAGAGGGUAAACCUUCACAGCAAUUAAGUACACCCAGACCCCCUUCCAAAAAGCGUGAGACCGCAUCCUCUUCUUCACUGCGACGCUCAGUUGGCCAAGGGUCAUCCCAUAGGAAAGUUAAAUCGGAAGUCACUGCGAUGACAGAAAAGGUCACGUCUUCAAGAAAUUCUUACACUCGCCAACACAGUGUGCCCAAUAUUAAGAGAGAUCGGAGAGAUUCAGAUUCUAACAAGAAAGAAAGUCACUUUCAAAGUUUCUCUUCACAUGUUCCAAACAACAUUGGUAAUGUAGCAAGUGAAAAUAUACCUCUGAGGUCAAGAAAAAGUUCAAGUAGAAGGUCGUCGUAUGCGUCGAGUGAUGACGGAGUAAGAAAGCUAAGUAUGAAAGGACCUGGUGCAUGUAGUAAUACAAAGAAAUCCAGCAAUCAUCGAGGAAGUGCGCUCAGUAAUUCCGUUCAGUCUAGAACAUCACUGCAUAACAAUGCUGAAGGAUCCCAUUUGGAUAUCAAAAAGACAUCAAAAGAUGGAGUAAAUGUCAAACAGAAUAAAAAUGAUUCAUCCACUGGUUUUCAAUCUGGUAAAAGUAGUCAAGGGAGCGCGCUGACUUGUAAGGUUCGAACACGAAAGUCAUUGGAAAGUACCCAUAUUGAAGGACCCACCUUUGAUGUCAAGACCACAUCUGAAAGUGGAGUAAACAAUAUAAACGAUAAAAAUUCAGUCAUUUGCCAUUCUACAAAAAGUCUCCGAGAGAGUGCAUCCAAUAGAAGUACCGUUGAAUCUCGAAAGUCAUCGAACCAUAGGCCUACCCAUUCUGAAAGACCAGACAAUGAUGGCAAAAAACCACCUAAAGAUGAUGUAAAUACCACAAACGUCAAAAAGGAUUCAUCAACUAGUUGUCUAUCUAAGAAAAGUCAAAUUCUAGCUAUAGAAACGGAGACUGUAACAAAUUCAACUGAACUAGAUGUUAGUGAAUCACUCAACAAAAAACCCGUUCCAUCACUAACUUUGGCAUCAAUCACAAAAGUUUCCGACACGGCAGUAAAAGGUAUGGAAGAAAGUAACUUUCAAAAAAAGUCAGAGGAACUGGGUACAGCAACUAUAGAUAACUCAACUGCACAAAAAGUGGAAAAUGUUGGAUCAACUUCAUCAGCUACUAAGUCACCAUCUGGUCGUCUACUGAGUCGACCACAGUCCGAUGAAAACAGGUUACGCCUUGUUAGCGAAGCUGAUAUUGCUUCAUCUGAAAUCACAAAUUCCGUUCUAUCUACAGUUAGCAAUCUUCCGGAGAUAUCUCAGCAAAGUUCGGCGGAAAUCGUAUUAAACACACUGACUGAUGAAAGUAAAUCUCUUGAUGCUCUGGAGCAGGAUCGUCCAAAGGCUCCGGAACCACCUAUAUCAGGAAGUGCUUCGCCACUAUUCGUGAACCAAGAUUCUUUAGUAGCUAUCUCUCCAAAGCAAUCAGCACCAUAGUAAAAAUUGAAGUCUGUGCUUUCGUAAAAAUCGGUGGUUAUUAUUUCUAGGAUUUAAACAAUUAAAUAUGCGGUAUCGACUAAAAAUCGAGUGUGCUUUUGAUUUUUUUUCUCUACUGAGAAUGCAACAGGACAAACAGGUGCA
This is a messenger RNA of Anneissia japonica, 5566 nucleotides long. RefSeq lists its product as uncharacterized. The transcript has 17 exons. Bases 56 to 5422 code for a protein of 1788 amino acids. NCBI's taxonomy places the organism in Eukaryota, Metazoa, Echinodermata, Crinoidea, Comatulida, Comatulidae. The record is from RefSeq and is a predicted model, not a curated record.